Molecule: messenger RNA, 5003 nt
Organism: Diatraea saccharalis (sugarcane borer)
Lineage: Eukaryota; Metazoa; Arthropoda; Insecta; Lepidoptera; Crambidae
Source: the annotation of a GenBank genome assembly
UAGUUUUAUAUGCAGUUUAUUUAUUAUAUUAUCUACCUGAAAAACUGGUUGUAAUAUUAUCUAUAUUUUAGGAGUGACAUAAAGUUAAUAUUAAAAAGAGCUUUCCAUUAUUAUAGAUCCUGUUCUGUAAAUUAAUAAUACACGCUAUCACGCAUUUUUAUCUAAGUAUCCAUUUAUAUUUAAACAACGCUUGGGUGUUUCUUCAGAAAUUCAACUUCCAGUUUGAUACAUCCAUCAUUAUUGUUUUUGAAAAAUAAUGAUUCUUGAUAGAUUUUUUUUUUUUAUUUUAAAAUCUAUAUAUAAUCCAAUAUCGUAACAGACUGAUGUCACCGAUUUAAAAAUAUAUAUAGGUAUAAAUCAGAUGAUAUUAUUUUUUUGAAGAACAAUAAUGACGGAUGAAUCAAAGCGGAAGUUAAAUUUCCGAAAAAAACACCCGCUUACUUAACCGUAAUGUGUUGAAUUACAUAGUAUUUAACACACAUUUACUUACCUUACUUUCGAGUUUAUAAUUAAAGAUCAUAUUUAUGAUUGUAUACCCGAUUCAACACGAAUUAUGAAGUAAACAUCACAUCACUACUAUAGCAGUUUGACAUUUAGUGAUAUGGUUAGUGGUCGAUUAUCUCCGUGAAAUUAAACCUUUUAUCGAAAACGGGGGCGGAUGGCUAUUACCUGGAUGUAACAUUGAUACAGGAAACAGCCAUGGCUAUGUCUAAAGGGUUUAAAGUUCUAGAAAAGUCAUCGCCGCCAAAUCCCUAUAGUAUAAUACUUCAACACAGAAAUAAAGAUAGUGCCCUGUUAUUCGAGUCUCAAGCAGUGGUUGCUCUUUCAUCACAAGAAACAGAAACCUUGAGGAAGCAAUACCACAAGAUUGCUGAUGCAUAUGGUUGCCUCGGCGUUCUCCAACUUAACUCUGGUGACACCUGCUUGCUGUAUCUCGUUCUCGUCACGGGCUGCUGUUCUGUCGGUAAGGUUGGAGAUGUGGAAGUUUUCAAAAUUACACAAACACAAUUUUUACCGUUGUUUUACCAAUCGCAAGGCGAAGACAAAGUUGCAGAGGUACGAAAACUUCUAAAUUCUGGGACUUUCUACUUCUCUUGGAAUACUAGUAAAAACAAUGACAAUCUUUUUGAUCUCACACUUUGUGCUCAAAGGAAAAGCAAAAGUGCUAUCCCUGAUAAUAGAUUUUUCUGGAAUAGAACUUUAUAUAUCCAUUUGAUAAGGUUUGGAAUAGACUGUGAUGACUGGCUUACUAGAGCAAUGUGUGGUUCUGUGGAAAUUCGCACUAUUUAUGUUGGUCAUCGCCAAGCCAGAGCUGUGCUUUUGUCACGUUUAAGUUGUGAAAGAGCUGGAACAAGAUUCAAUGUGCGAGGUUGCAAUGACAAUGGCAAUGUUGCAAACUUUGUUGAAACUGAACAAGCUAUUUACAUUGAUGACUCAGUCACUUCUUAUAUACAAACUCGUGGAUCAGUUCCACUUUUUUGGGAACAACCUGGCAUCCAAGUUGGUUCUCAUAAAGUAAAGAUGUCUAGAGGAUAUGAUGCAUCUACUAGUGCUUGUGACAGACAUUUCUCUCUUUUGAAACGUAACUAUGGGUCUGUGUAUGUAGUGAAUCUCUUGGGUUCAAGUCUGAUUGGAGGAAGUGAGGGUGAAGCAACCCUUAGUAAUGCAUUCCAAAAGCAUCUCAAUGAAUCUGCUCAUGCUGAUGUUGUGCAGAUUAUAUUUGAUUAUCACCAAGAAGUUAGAGCAACAUCUAUAGAAAAUGCAUUAGCUAAAUUCAAAAAAAUUGUAGACAAACACUAUGAAGACAUUAGCAUUUUUAGUAGUAAAGGAAUAGAUAUCUACAAUAUUCAAAAAGGAGUCAUCCGUACGAAUUGCCUAGAUUGCUUGGAUAGAACCAAUUCAAUACAGACUUUUAUAGGCUUGGAAAUGUUAGCAGUACAACUGAUGUUGUUGCAAUGCAUUGAUAAGAAGCAAAAUGUUAAUAGGUUUGAGGAAGUAUUUAAACAAAUGUGGGUCAACAAUGGCAAUGAAAUUUCGAAAAUUUAUGCUGGAACUGGUGCUAUUCAAGGUGGAUCUAAAUUGAUAGAUGGAGCAAGAUCUGCUGCUCGAACUAUUCAAAACAAUUUGUUGGAUAAUUCAAAGCAAGAGGCUAUUGAUAUAUUAUUACUUGGUUCUACAUUGAAUUCUGAACUUGCUGAUCGUACAAGAAUAUUAUUGCCUGCAAAUAUUCUACAUACAUCAACACCCAUCCUCAGAGAAAUGUGUCGUCGAGCGAAUGAAUUCACUCAGCCAUCUAGCAUUCAUAUCACAAUUGGAACUUAUAAUGUCAAUGGAGGCAAACAUUUCAGAAGUUUAGCUUACAAAGAUGUUUCUUUAGCCGACUGGUUAUUAGAUUGUCCUAAUUCUUCCCUUGUCAAUACAAUGAAUCUUAAAGAUCAUCCUUCAGAUAUUUUUGCUAUAGGAUUUGAGGAAAUAGUGGAUUUGAAUGCUAGUAAUAUAAUGGCAGCUAGCUCAGAUAAUGCUAAAGCCUGGAGUGAGGAGCUGGAGAAGGUGCUAUGUCGUGAUGCUCCCUAUACUCUACUAUCAAGUCAUCAAUUAGUUGGAGUGUGUCUAUUUGUGUUUGUGAGGAAAGAUUUAAUUCCCCAUAUACGGGAUGUUGCUCUUGAUUCUGUUAAAACAGGCCUGGGAGGAACUACUGGCAAUAAAGGGGCGGUUGGCAUUCGUAUGGUUAUUUACGGUACAUCUAUCUGUUUUGUAUGUGCUCAUUUUGCUGCUGGCCAGUCACAAGUUGCUGAACGUAAUGCCGACUAUACUGAAAUCACGAGAAAAAUUGCGUUCCCAAUGGGCAGAUCACUGUACUCGCAUGAUUAUGUAUUUUGGUGUGGUGAUUUUAAUUAUCGUAUUGACCUUGAUAAGGACGAAGUACGCUCUUUAGUAGCACAAAAUAACAUGCAACGCCUACUUGAACAAGAUCAACUAAUUCAACAAAAAGCUCAAGGAUUAGUUUUCAAAAACUGUUUUGAAGGUGAAAUAACUUUUCCGCCUACAUACAAAUACGAUCUCUUUAGCGAUGAUUACGAUACCAGUGAGAAAUGUCGCGCUCCUGCUUGGACCGACAGAGUACUUUGGAGAAGUAGAAAAUAUACUAUUGACCCAGAAACAACGUCAGAGUUGGCAGUCGGGAAGUUACUUCAUUACGGCAGAGCCGAAUUGAAGCAGAGUGAUCAUCGUCCAGUGAUAGCUAUUUUAGAAAUCGAAGUAUUGCAAGUUAGUAACACAAAAUGCAUGGAUGUAUUUUACGAAGUUGUGAAAGACCUAGGCCCACCAGAUGCAAGUAUUAUUGUGCAACCAUUUGAUGAAGUAGAUAGUGACGAAUCGGUAUUUGAUGAUAACGUAAUGGCAGCUGUAUUGCAAGAGUUGGCUACAAUCGGUGAAGUAACUCUAGUUCGAUUCAUUGACGACCAUACACUGAGUAUAACAUUUCGAGAAGGGCAGAACGCCUUAGCUGCGGCGCAAAAAGGUCAAAUGUAUGUCUGUUCUAUACCAUUAUCUAUAACUUUGAAAUCACCCAACUGGGUUGAUAUAGUACGUUCAGAAAUAAAUUUAUGCUCCAACAACACAAUGCCGCUAUUUGGCGAAGUUCAGUCAGACCGGCCACUGAGAUCGGCUCCUCCUACGCCACGCCGAACCCAGCCCAGUAGGCCACCUGCACCUUCACCAACACCUUUGGUUCCGUCGAGAGCUCCAGCUCCUCCGUUGAGUCCGGCUCGGCCACCACCCCCAAGACCUGCACCGCUUCCACCUGACACUGGGAAAACAGCUGGACCAUCACAGUUGUCAUCACCAUCGUCACAACAGUCAUCGCCGCCCUUACAGAUGUCAUCGCCACCGUCACAGCUUUCAUCACCACCAGCUGAUAACGUGCCACCGCCAUCUUGCGCACCGCCGCCGCCGCCAUCUUGUGCUCCACCACCGCUACCAGCCAAUAACACCCCAUCACUCGGGGGCCCACCUCCACCCGUUCCAGCAAGACAAGGGGCCCCACCUCCAUUACCGGCAAGGCCCCGACCGACCACUUAAAGUUUGCAAUUUGCAUUUGUAGCAUUUGUAUCCUUUGUAAAUUAAGACACAUCCAUAUCUCUUAAUAAGCAUAACGUUUUUGUUCUCAAAACUGUGUCUGUGCUAUAUAAUAGCUGGUGUGUGCUGAUUAGAUAAAAAAUAGAUUGUUUGAGAGAUUAACUUUCCAUGAUAACCAAACCAAAAUCUCAUUAUUAGAAUAUUUGUUUUGGAUAUAUUGUACCUUAUAGUGUUAUGUGGCUAGUUUAUAAAUAAAAAUCUUUUUCUAUGGUUCUCAAUAUUUUUUUGAUAGUCAAAGUUUAUUAAUCAAUGCAUAUUUAAGGAUUGUUACUUGUUAAUCAUGUUUUUGUUGUAUAUACUACAUAGAGACUUAAAUCACGAAUGUAAUUGCUUUGUAUUUUGGGCUUUCUGUAUUUUAUCUAGGUAGUAUUUAUAUUUGUAUAUAUCUUAAUGCUAGAUUCCUUCUGGUAUUGGCAGAGACGGCAGAGCCCCAAAAGGCGACGUUAAUUUUAAAAUUAUUAUUAUUUAAAUGCCUAUGUUUACAAUGAUUUGUAUUACAAAGUUAAUGUAUAAGUUAAUAAUAAUUUUUAAUAUAACAUUAUUCACGUUGAUCUUUUAAUGUUGAUUGAGUGUAGUUCACAAAACAAGUCAACCAUAUCUUUAGUUAAAGUUAUAAAUAUUUUUUCUGAAAUGUUAAGUAUUUUAUGACUUGGUGCUUAACUGCCCUGCGAUUCUGUAAAAAUGCAAACCAGAAUUCACUUGAAAAAGCGGCAUCCGGUCAAUCUUGAAUCGGUAAUAACGUUUCGUUGCAUAAGUGAAGUGAGUUUUGAAAUCAAUUCUGUUUUGUAUUUUUAUACAAAAAGUGGAACUAAUAGAUUCUUCAUUAAAUUACCUGAAUUCGGACACAAAUAAAAUCGAACACAUAA